Molecule: messenger RNA, 2076 nt
Organism: Diabrotica balteata
Lineage: Eukaryota; Metazoa; Arthropoda; Insecta; Coleoptera; Chrysomelidae
Source: the annotation of a GenBank genome assembly
UUUCAAUAUAAAAAAUAGAAAAAAAAAAAAAAGAUUAGAAGAAUAAAACCAUUUUAUAUUGUAAUUGUAAUUUUAAAACGUGAAAUUUUAUAAUUAAAUAUGAGUAAUAAAAAAGAAAUAGUGCAAAAAGAAAAAACUGUACAAGCGAUAAUCGUAGCAGAUACUUUUACAGAUGAAUUUAUACCUAUAUCUAAUUCAAUCCCCCAUGCACUUCUACCAGUUUUAAACAAACCCUUAAUUGACUACACUCUGGAGUUUUUAUCCUUAGGUGGAAUUGAAGAAGUGUUUUUAUUUUGUUGCAGUCAUGCAGAUGAAAUUAAAAAACAUAUUAACAAAUGCAUCAAGAAUGGAGAUGGUUGGACUCUUACUAUGAAGGUUAACAUUUUAGUCUCUGAAUCAUGUCAAUCAUUUGGUGAUUGCCUUAGGGAUUUGGACGCCAAGGGCUUAAUACGAGGCGAUUUUGUUUUACUAGAACCUGGUACCAUGUCUAAUGUGCAGCUAUUACCUCUUUUGGAGAAGCAUAGUGAAAUAGUCAAAGCAGACAAAUACACAGCCAUGACUGUAAUUUUACAAGAAGCUGGAAUUGGUCAUAUAGGAAGAAAUUCAUUAGAAGAUAUUUUAUUAGCGACAGAUAUCCACAAUAGAGUACUUUUUUAUAAGAGACACAGCAAAUCGCGAGAGCGGAAACUGAACUUUCCUGUGGAAAUGUUUUUAGAAAACCCGACCAUAUAUCUACUACACAAUUUGAGGGAUACUCGAAUUGCUAUCUGUUCUCCUUCUGUUCUACCCUUAUUUUCCGAUAAUUUCGAUUUCCAGACUAAAGAUGAUCUAGUACGAGGCCUUCUGAUGAACGAGGAGAUUUUAGAAGGGACGGUUUACACUCAUGUAUUGAAGGGUCACCAAUUUGGUGGAGCUGUCACAUCAUGGAGAAUGUACCAAGCACUCAGCCAACAGCUCCUAACGAAGUGGAUACAUCCACUGAAUCUACCUCGAAAAAACAACAGAAUGCUGAAAAACGACGUUAUCAUCGGACCUGGCACUAAUAUUCCAGAAUCUUCUCGAGCCAACAGAACAAUUUUGGGACCAAACGUAGUAGUGGGUACUAACGUAACAUUGAACGAGUGUUAUGUGUUUUCUGAUACCAAAAUAGAGAACGGUGCUGUUAUAUCUCAUAGUGUAAUAGGUCCAAGUUGUACAAUUAAAGCCAAUUCAGUAGUGAAAAAUGGAAGUAUAUUAGGCGAAGGUACCGUUAUAGAAAAAGGAAGUUGUAUUGAUGAUUGUCUGGUCCAAGCUGAGCAACCCGAAGAUGACGAAGAAUUUGUUAAAUUAGGCAGCAAAGCUUAUGAAUUAAAAAUAUCGGAUGACGAUGACGACGAUCAGCUUCCUUCUGAUAUAUACAUGAAGACACAUAGGUUGCGUAUCUGUGAAGAAGAAAAUUAUGAUGACUCAGACGAAGAUGGUUUUAGCGAGAGUGAAGAAGAACUAUCGUAUACUCAGUCACCGAUUCCAGAUGACACAAAACUAUUCUUUACUGAAGUAAUUGAUAGUCUUACCAGAGGUUUCGACGACAAUCUAUUAUGCGAUAAUCUUAUUCUGGAAAUUAACUCUUCCCGAUACGCCUAUAAUGUUACUGUGAAAGAGGUAAAUUUCAACGUUGUAAAAGCUAUUUUAUGUAUUUCCUUAAGGGAGCCUAUUGGUGUUCAGUAUUACUCUCACUUGGCACGUUUGUUGUCAUACUUUGCUCCUGUCCUGAAGAAUUACAUCCGUAACGAAAACGCUAUGGUGGAUUGCUUGCAAGCAAUACAGGAAGUAGCCGCAUCGAACGAAAACAUUAAAGAAAAGUGGGUGAUUGCAAUAUUACAGCACAUGUACGAUAAAGACUAUAUAAGCGAAGAAGUUAUACUGGAUUGGUUUAACAAAUUAGAAAACAAUAGCACCUUCAGCAAGCAAGUUAAACCAUUUGCCGAUUGGCUCAAAGAAGCAGAAGAAGCAUCCAGUGAUGAUGACGAUGAGGAUGAAAGCGAUUAAAUAGUUGUUAGUUUAUAUUAAUUACGUAAUAAAGAUGACUAUAUUUUG